AUAUAAAAUAUAAAAGUGCGGCCCGUGUUUUAAAUAACAAUAUUGGUAGUAACACAAUAUGAAGAUUCUAAUUAUUUUGAGCCUCGCAGUGGUCGCGGUGUCUGCCGUGCAACCGCGUUUCCAAAGGAUCGUUGGUGGCUCGGUGACAGACAUUAGCAAAUACCCAUAUGCCGUCGCAAUGUUGUAUUCUCGUACAGGCGGUGGUGUACACAACCAGAACUGUGGUGGAACCAUCAUAAACAACCGAUCUGUGUUAUCCGCUGCCCAUUGCUACAUAGGAGAUACUGUUCGGCAAUGGCGUAUGCGUGUUGGUUCAACUCACAGUAACAAUGGUGGUGUAGUGCACAACACCAACGCCAUCAUACUCCAUCCUCAGUACAACAGUAGAAUCCUUGACAACGACGUGGCAAUUGUUCGUUCCAACACAGCAUUCAACUUCAAUGCCAAUGUGGCCAGAGGAUCUAUUGCCAGCUCCAACUACUGGCUUCCUGACAACGCACCUGUCUGGGCAAUCGGCUGGGGAUGGACGUCCUCAUACGGACCCGCAUCAAUCCAACUCCGAGAGGUACAACUGUACACCGUGAAUCUGCAAACUUGCAUCAACCGCUACAGGGAAAUCGGCAACGUGGUAAACUCUAACAUGUUGUGUGUUGGUAUCUUGGACGUCGGUGGCCGCGACCAGUGCGGUGGUGACUCUGGUGGUCCCCUCCUCCAUAACAACGCCGUUGUUGGUGUCUGCUCUUGGGGCCACAUGGACUGCGGCCACCCAAGAUACCCAGGUGUUAAUGCACUCGUGUCCCGUUACACAAGUUGGAUCCAGGCAAACGCUUAAAUUCAGAAAUAUUUAUCUUCUUCUUCAAGUGCCUCUCCAUUACUGGAGGUUAGCCGUCAGUUUCCUGAAACGCGUCUCGUCCUGCGCCAGAUGCAGUAAUAUUUAUACGUUAAAGUAAAUAAUUGUCAAUUAUACUAUAUGCUGAAUAG
Pieris rapae (cabbage white) is the source of this 981-nucleotide messenger RNA. Its product is annotated as trypsin CFT-1-like. Lineage: Eukaryota; Metazoa; Arthropoda; Insecta; Lepidoptera; Pieridae. The record is from RefSeq and is a predicted model, not a curated record. Gene Ontology annotation, molecular function: serine-type endopeptidase activity. The coding region runs from base 59 to 832 and encodes 257 amino acids. The transcript is spliced from 4 exons. Gene Ontology annotation, biological process: proteolysis.